Exophiala bonariae is the source of this 1461-nucleotide messenger RNA. RefSeq lists its product as uncharacterized. The record is from RefSeq and is a predicted model, not a curated record. The transcript has a single exon. Bases 1 to 1461 code for a protein of 486 amino acids. NCBI's taxonomy places the organism in Eukaryota, Fungi, Ascomycota, Eurotiomycetes, Chaetothyriales, Herpotrichiellaceae.
AUGACUGGACAAAUACUUAAUUCUCUGAAGCCACCCCUCCGAGCAUAUGCCUUAGGUUAUGCCAGUGCAACCGGCCCAAGGUUGCUCGGCGUCUUGAGGGCCCUUCGGCGCAACGACCUGACGGCACACGAGAAGCUAAAUCUACUCUUCGCCAUUCUGAAAACGUCAACUCAACUCAACCGCUUUCCCACUGCUGUUGCAAUCAUCACAGGUGGUGCCACCACUUUGCCGCGCCUGAUACGAACGCUUCUUGAGCGACUUUUAUUGAUUUUAGGUCGAUCGGGAGAGAAGACUUUAAAUAGUGCUUUCGCAUCGCGAUUGACAUUCAUAUGUUCUCUUCUAUCCUCGUGGCUGGCGUUCAGUCUUCUCAACCGCGAUCAGGGCUGGGUCCGUAAGCGAGCGCAAUCCCGAACUGCUGCUAGUCUUGGACCAAACGAAUUUCAUUCUCCAAACCAACAUCAUCUCCCUCCCCCGUCAUAUCAUCCUCACUAUGCAGGCAAAACGAUGGACUUCACCUUGUUUGCAUUUUGCCGGGCUCUGGAUGUGGUGGCGGUAACCGCCUGGACCAGAAGCAGAUCCAAGGCAUGGCACCCAGAAAAAACGGUUCCGCGCCUCGCGAAUACUGUUCGAAAGCUCGCCGAUCCAACAAUUUUCUCCACUUCAGCUGCUAUCAUUAUGUGGUCUUGGUUCUAUUCACCACACAGACUUCCACGAGCAUACAAUAAUUGGAUCUCCAAGAUAGCAGACAUCGAUUCUCGGCUAAUACAGGCUCUUCGACUAGCUCGACAGGGAGAUUUUGUGUAUGGACGUGAUACAGGCCAGACACCUCUCUUGGAACCUCUAUGCAGAGACCUUGGAUUGCCGGAAAUCUAUGCCGACCCAUCAAAAACAAUUCCCAUCCCGUGUGAACUGGUUCAUUCCGGCACUGGGACCAGCUGUGAGGUUCAUGCAAUGUCUCGAUUUUGGCGGAGCUGGAAGUUUGCUCUGGAAUUGUAUCUACCACUGCAAGUACUAUCACGAGUAAGGACCCCGAAGUUUGACGUCAUACUCGACGCAUUCAAAGCAGCUGUCAGGUCUUCUUCAUUUCUGGCAGCGUUUGUCUCAUUAUUCUACUACGCUGUGUGCCUGUCCCGUACCCGCCUUGGGCCAAAGUUGUUCUCUCCCAAGACGGUGACACCGCAGAUGUGGGAUUCUGGUCUUUGCGUACUCGCAGGAUGCUUAGCCUGCGGAUGGUCUAUCUUACUGGAGAAGCCAAAUCGAAGGCAAGAAAUUGCUUUCUUUGUGGCUCCGAGAGCCCUCGCAACAGUGCUACCGCGAGUGUACGAUAAAAAGCACAGACGAAGAGAACAGGUUGUCUUUGCAACCAGUAUGGCUGUUGUUCUCACUUCUGUGCAAUCUGGAGAGCUAAAUAACGUGAGAGGAGUUCUCGGAAAACUACUUCGGGGCAUCAUGAGAGAUUGA